Messenger RNA from Rhinocladiella mackenziei CBS 650.93, 786 nucleotides. RefSeq lists its product as uncharacterized. Bases 1 to 786 code for a protein of 261 amino acids. The transcript has 2 exons. Lineage: Eukaryota; Fungi; Ascomycota; Eurotiomycetes; Chaetothyriales; Herpotrichiellaceae. The record is from RefSeq and is a predicted model, not a curated record.
AUGUCUGCAAGAUUUCAACAGCCAUUACUGGCCUUUCUGGCUAUCAUACACGUCGCGACAGCAGCCACAGUCACUUUGACCGAGUCACCUGCCUACGCAUCGCAACGAAGCUGUGCUAUAUAUUGCUGGUACGCCGGCUUCUCUGUCGACGGAGGACCUGAUCAACUUGCUUCCGAACUCGACUGCCCCGUCGAUCCGAUCGAAAACGACUGUUUCUGCAGACCUGAUCUGCAAGCGUCUGCCGACUCCUACCUCAAAAGCUGUGUGAGCGGCGUGUGCGACGGAAACACUGUCGAUGUCAAUAGCGCAGUGAGCAUAUAUGACAGCUAUUGCACCUCUGCUGGCUAUCUCCGAGCUGAGGAAACAGCUCCCGCUCAAACCUCUUCAGGUACGCAGCAACCUCCUGCCACGGUGACGGUGACCGCCCUGCGCACCGUGACCGUCUCCUCGGGCCAACAGUCGUUACGGUCGCCUACCUCGUUGACAACGGGAACGCCUACAUCGCCCACUUCAGACGACACAUUAUCUUCAAGCUCCAACAGUGCGGACAGCCAGAAUGACAGUGGACUUGAAACUGGGGAGCUCGUCGGUAUCAUCGUUGGCAUCCUCGGUUUCAUUGCCACCUCUAUCGGGGUUUGGUUCUCAUAUCGAAUGCUCAAGAACAAGAGAGCCGGGCAAGGAAAUGGUGCGUUCAUGGUUCCACCACAUCCGCACCCGAUACAACCUGUCACUCACACGGCCAAAUAUCCCGUCAUGGCCCAGGACAAUUACUUUGGCUAUAGGUAG